AUGACUUUUGAUAAGAAAUACGAUCUAUUAAUCCAGAUCCAAAAUUCAAUAAACAACAAUACAAAAGAGACCACAGAUGAAUUAUUAAAACAAUUAAAGAUCAAAUCAAGAGAUGAAUUAUUUUUAUCAAAAUUCCCAGCUUCAAAAUUGGAUGAAUUGAUUAUCAUAUUUACGAAAUUAAACACACAACAUGAACAAUUAAUAGUCAUUUCCACAAUAUGUAAUGUCUUGCUAGUCAAUGAUGACCUAAGAAUGAAUGAACCAAGUGAAAUCCUAACUAAAUCAGUUCCUAAAUUGGAAUUUUUAUUGGAUUAUGUGAGUGAACGAGAUAUUAAUUCAGAGUCUCAAUAUAAUGAUUUUUUGCCAAUUUUCAGAUUAUAUUAUCUAUUAUCAUACAAUCCAAAGUUGUUGCCAUUGUUGAAAGAGUCUGUGUACAAAAUUUCAGGGAAAUUAUUAAAUUUCAUUACACUAAGUACAAGUGAUUCAAAAAGUUUAAACAAGAUCAUAAUUGAAAUUUUAAAAAUCAUUUAUUCAUUUGUUCAUCAAGGUGAAGAUAGUUCAGGUUUGGAUAGUGUAUUUGUGUUGAGUUGUAAUAAAUUCAAUUUGAUUUAUUCAAAAUUGAAUCAAACUAGUGAUCAUACUGAUUAUGAUGAAAUUUUACAACAUUUUGGAAAUAUUUUGAUAACUAUUUCCAUUGAAGUUUCCAAGCAUUAUAUGUUGAAUAAGAAGCAAUUUGCCAUAAAUGAAAUCAAUUAUUUGAAUGGAUUAUCAAGAAAUGACCAAUUUGGUUUAAAUACACCAACAUCAAAUUUAUUAACAUUGGAUGUUUUAUUGACUAUUGAUACUGAUGAUACGGAAGUGAAACAAAUACUCAAAGAACAAUUAAAUCUAGAGCAUUUAGAAACGUUGGGUUCAGAAGAUAUGAAUUUAACAGCUGUUGUUGCUGAAAUUAGAAAAAAAAUUGAUGAACAAUCUUUUGAUUUCUCCAAUGUUCAAAAACAACACCAAGAGGAUCAAAUUAGACAAGAUAAAGAGAAACAAGAGGAUAGAUUUGAAGAUUUAUCAAAUGAAGAAAAAGAGGAAGAAUUGAAUAAAAUUGCAGAAAUUUUCGACAGGAUCGAAAAAAAUGGAAUGUUGAAAGUUCAAACAAGAUGA
Molecule: messenger RNA, 1155 nt
Organism: Hansenula anomala
Lineage: Eukaryota; Fungi; Ascomycota; Saccharomycetes; Phaffomycetales; Wickerhamomycetaceae
Exons: 1
Coding region: 1-1155 (384 amino acids)
Source: RefSeq, a predicted model, not a curated record